CGAACAGCAGCUGCGAACCGAUGUGGGCUCACGGCAUGAUGCACUUCGGGCUCGGGAUCCUCCCCGCGGCGCUCAAGCCAGCGCUUCGCGUCGGCCCGGCCGCCGCUCGCGCCGGCGGCGUCAUGCGCGCCUCGGUCGAGUCGCUCGGCCGGCCUGACGUCGUCGUGGUGGGCGGCGGCUUUGGCGGGCUCUACACCGCGCUCCGCCUGGCCAACCUGGGGUGGGAGGAGGCGGAGCCGCCGCGUGUGACGCUGGUCGACCGGAGCGACCGCUUCGUCUUCCUCCCCAUGCUCUACGAGGUGACGACCGGGCAGGCGUCCUGCUGGGAGGUGGCGCCGCGUUUCGAGGAGCUGCUCGCAGGCUCCGGCGUCGAGUUCGUGCAGGGCGAGGCGAUCUCGCUCGACGCCGAGGCGCAGCUGCUCUCUGUGCGGCGGCCGGAGGAGGCAACGGCCGGAGAGGGAGGCGCCGCCAACUCCUCCGGCACGACGGCGGGCGGUCCGCUCGCUCUUCCGUACGACGCCGCCGUCCUCGCGCCGGGCGCAGUCCCCUCGUUUGGCGGCGUCAAGGGGGCGGCGGAGCACGCGCUGCCCUUCUAUUCGCUCGACGACGCGCUCGCGCUGCGCGAGACGCUGCUCCCGCUCUCGCGCGCCCCUGCCGGCGCCAAGAUCUCCGUCGCAGUCAUCGGCGGCUCUUUCGUCGGGGCGGGGGCCGGCAGCCAGCGCGUGUGCUGCUGGCAGCAGCCCAGGACUGAGCGGUACCUUUCCGUGGACGGGCUGCCGCACGUGCACUGCCUCGGCGACGCCGCCUGCUCCGCCGACAGCAAGGGACCGGCGCCGCCAUCGACGGCGCAGGCGGCGAUGCAGCAGGCGGACUACGCUGCGUGGAACACGCGCGCCGCGCUGUUGGGCUCGCCGCCGCUGCCGUUCCGCUACACAAACUUGGGCGAGAUGCUCUCGCUCGGCGGCGAAGACGGCGCCGUGUCUGCGCUCGCCGGGUUGGUGCAGCUCCGAGGGCCGCUCGCGUCGUUGUCGCGCAAGGCGGUCUACGCGGCGCGGAUGCCCACGCCGGCGCAGGCGGCGCGCGUGGGCGCGUCGUGGGCCCUCGACGCCGCCCUUGGCGCCGCUGCGCUCGUGGCGCGCGGCGCCGGCGGGGCGGCCGGCAAG
Emiliania huxleyi CCMP1516 is the source of this 1163-nucleotide messenger RNA. RefSeq lists its product as hypothetical. The transcript has 4 exons. Gene Ontology annotation, molecular function: NAD(P)H dehydrogenase (quinone) activity. The annotation marks the transcript as partial. The record is from RefSeq and is a predicted model, not a curated record. Lineage: Eukaryota; Haptophyta; Isochrysidales; Noelaerhabdaceae. Gene Ontology annotation, biological process: aerobic electron transport chain.